This is a messenger RNA of Microthlaspi erraticum, 813 nucleotides long. Lineage: Eukaryota; Viridiplantae; Streptophyta; Magnoliopsida; Brassicales; Brassicaceae. The record is from the annotation of a GenBank genome assembly.
AUGACUCAAACUGACUUACCAUUCCAAGUUGGUAACAUUGUAGAAGUAAGAUCUUUUGAAUCUGGUUUUCGUGGAGCUUGGUUUCGAUGCAAGAUUAUAAAGAUAUUCAAGAAAGGGAGAGGAUUGUACUAUGAUGUGGAGUAUCUUGAUUUUCCAGGAGAAGGACUACACACAACAAAAGUGUAUCAAAGACUUGAAGGCGAGAACGAGAAGACCCUGAUGAUUCGACCUUUGUUCCCACGGCAAUGUCAUGAGAGUGAAGUCCUUGUGAAGGAGGAUGGUGUAGAGGAAGCUCUUGUUGUUCCUGAUAAGUGGAAGGUAGGAGAUUUGGUCGACUGGUGGAAAGACCAUUGCCAUUGGUGCGGUACUGUUCUUGAAGUGACAGAAGACGAAUCAGUAAAGAUUGAAUUGUUGCCUAAACCAUAUGGCGAAGGGAGUAGUUAUGAGGCUCUGUGUAAGGAUUUGCGUCCAUCAUUGGAAUGGUCACUUGAAGAUGGUUGGAGUGUGCCUUUUUCUAAGGAUGGGGAAAGGAGGCAAUGUGCUAAGCUAGUUAAACUUUCAGAUGAAGUGGAAGGAGCCAAAACUAGAGAAGAACAAAAGCAGAGAUCCACAGAAAUACUGAAAGGCGGGAAUGGAGAGCUUGCGUUGAACAUUAUGGAGUCAGAGUCAAUAGAAGCUGCUGUGAUGGACUUGGAGGAGCUGAUUGUUCGAAUCGAGUGGCUCAAAGGAUUGUUGCCUCUAGAUGUUCCUAAUUCUUCACAAAAGUCUUCCUGGAUAUAUGAGGAUUACCUUCCAUCCUCCUUAAAACAAUGA